GGGCGCUUCUGCGACGUGCUGCUGCGCGUGGGCGACGAGAGCUUCCCCGCGCACCGGGCCGUGCUGGCCGCCUGCAGCGAGUACUUCGAGUCGGUCUUCAGCGCGCAGGGGCUGGGCGGCGAGGGCGGCGUGGCCGGGGCGCCGGAGGGGGGCGCCGGCGAGGCGGGGGGCGGCCCCGGCGGGGGCCCCGGUUCCGGCGGCGGCGGCGGCGGGGCGCGCGAGCUGGAGAUGCACACCAUCAGCUCCAAGGUCUUCGGCGACAUCCUGGACUUCGCCUACACGUCGCGCAUCGUGGUGCGGCUGGAGAGCUUCCCCGAGCUGAUGACGGCCGCCAAGUUCCUGCUGAUGCGCUCGGUCAUCGACAUCUGCCAGGAGGUCAUCAAGCAGUCCAACGUGCAGAUCCUCGUGCCGCCCGCCGCCCGGCCCGACGUCAUGCUCUUCCGCCCCGGCGGCGCCGCCGACCUGGGCUUCCCGCUGGACAUGACCAACGGCGCCGGCCUGGCGCCCAACGGCAACGGGAUCGCCGGCAUGCCCGAGGACGAGGCCACGCGGGCCGUGCUCUCCGCCGCCGCCCAGGCCUCGCUGCCGGUGCUGCAGGGCGUGGACCGGCUGCCCAUGGUGGCCGGGCCCCUCUCGCCGCCCCUGCUGGCCUCGCCCUUCCAGAGCGUGGGCGGCGCCGGCCCCUCGCUCGGCAGCAAGCGCGGCCGGGGGCGGCCCCGCAAGGCCAACCUGCUGGACUCGGUCAUGUUCAGCGCCCCGGGGGGGCUGCGCGACGCCGGGAUCCUGCCCUGCGGCCUCUGCGGGAAGGUCUUCACCGACGCCAACCGGCUCCGGCAGCACGAAGCCCAGCACGGGGUGACCAGCCUGCAGCUGGGCUACAUCGACCUCCCGCCGCCGCGGCUGAGCGAGAACGGCAUGCCCGGUCUGGAUGACCCCGAGGCGCCCCGCAAGAGGAGCCGGACGAGGAAGCAGGUGGCCUGCGAGAUCUGCGGCAAGAUCUUCCGGGAUGUUUACCACCUGAACCGGCACAAGCUGUCCCACUCCGGCGAGAAGCCCUAUUCGUGCCCGGUGUGCGGGCUGCGCUUCAAGAGGAAAGACCGCAUGUCCUACCACGUCCGCUCCCAUGACGGUUCGGUGGGGAAGCCUUACAUUUGCCAGAGCUGUGGAAAAGGUUUCUCUAGGCCUGACCAUCUGAAUGGGCAUAUCAAGCAGGUGCACACCUCAGAGAGACCUCACAAAUGUCAGACCUGCAACGCUUCCUUUGCCACCCGGGACCGCCUGCGCUCUCAUCUGGCUUGCCACGAAGACAAAGUUCCCUGCCAGGUCUGUGGGAAAUACUUGCGGGCUGCAUACAUGGCGGAUCAUUUGAAGAAACACAGCGAAGGACCAAGCAAUUUCUGCACCAUCUGCAACAGAGGUUUCUCCUCUGCCUCCUACUUAAAGGUCCAUGUUAAAACCCACCACGGUGUUCCCCUUCCCCAGGUCUCCAGGCACCCGGAGCCCAUUCCGAAUGGGGGAGCGGCGUUCCACAGCGUCAGGACCUAUGGCAUCAAAGAAGGCCAGAAAUGCUCACAUUCGGACCAGAUUGAGAGCUCAGAUUCCUACGGAGACCUCUCUGACGCCAGCGACCUCAAGACGCCCGAGAAGCAGAAUGCCAACGGUUCCUUCUCCUGUGACAUGGUGGUCGCCAAAAACAAAUUGGAGUCAGAGGGGGAUAAGAAGUACCCCUGUCCUGAAUGUGGCAGCUUUUUCAGAUCCAAGUCCUAUCUCAACAAACACAUACAGAAAGUUCACGUCCGCUCCUUGGGGGCCCCCUUAGGGGACUUGGCCUCUGCCUUGGGGUCCCCCUUCUCCCCCCAACAGAACAUGUCUCUCCUGGAAUCCUUUGGGUUUCAGAUCGUGCAGUCCGCGUUUGCCUCGUCUCUGGUGGAUCCAGAAGCCGACCAGCAACCGAUGGGGCCAGAUGCAAAGUGAGGCGCCUUGGCUCUUAAGAAGCAGCAGUCUGUGGUUUUUUU
Protobothrops mucrosquamatus (brown spotted pit viper) is the source of this 2015-nucleotide messenger RNA. RefSeq names its product POZ/BTB and AT hook containing zinc finger 1 (gene PATZ1). NCBI's taxonomy places the organism in Eukaryota, Metazoa, Chordata, Lepidosauria, Squamata, Viperidae. The record is from RefSeq and is a predicted model, not a curated record. The annotation marks the transcript as partial. The transcript is spliced from 5 exons. Gene Ontology annotation, molecular function: protein binding. Gene Ontology annotation, biological process: negative regulation of transcription by RNA polymerase II; regulation of immune system process; regulation of cytokine production.